Molecule: messenger RNA, 801 nt
Organism: Acaromyces ingoldii
Lineage: Eukaryota; Fungi; Basidiomycota; Exobasidiomycetes; Exobasidiales; Cryptobasidiaceae
Product: NAD(P)-binding protein
Exons: 1
Coding region: 1-801 (266 amino acids)
Cellular component (GO): intracellular anatomical structure
Molecular function (GO): oxidoreductase activity, acting on NAD(P)H, oxygen as acceptor
Source: RefSeq, a predicted model, not a curated record
AUGGACGACAAGGUCUGCGUCGUCACGGGCGCCGCCAUGGGCCUGGGCAACGUCAUGGCGCGCGCGUUCAUCGAGAGCGGCGCCAGCAAGCUCGCCAUCCUCGAUCUCUCGGCCGAAAAGGCCACGGCCGCUGCCGACGAGGCCCAGCGCUGGUUCGAGGACGCGUACGGCGGCGGCGGCGGCGCCGAGCUCGACAUUGUCGGUGUCCAGUGCGAUGUCGCCGACGAGGCCUCUGUCGCUGCGGCCAUGGACGACGUCCACAAGCGCUUUGGCCGCAUCGACGUGUGCGUCAACAGCGCCGGCGUCGUCGAAAACUUCCCCGCCGAGACGUACUCGACGGCGCGGAUGAAGUGGCUGUACGACAUCAACCUCAACGGGUCCAUGUACGUGGCGCGCGAGGCGGCCAAGCACAUGUUUGCCGACGGCAACCAGGGCUCCAUCAUUCUCGUCGCGAGCAUGAGUGGCAGCAUCGUCAACCUGCCGCAGCCCCAGGCGCCGUACAACGCCAGCAAGGCCGCCGUCAAGCACCUGGCGUCGUGCCUGGCCGUCGAGUGGGCGACGCGGGGCGUGCGCGUCAACAGCCUCUCGCCCGGCUACAUGCUCACGAGCCUGACGCGCGUCAUGACCGAGACGUCGUCCGAGGGCAAGAAGCUGCGCGAGGCGUGGGAGGCAAAGACGCCCAUGGGCCGCAUGGGCGAGCCAGACGAUCUCAAGGGCGCCGCCGUCUACCUGGCCUCGGACGCCAGCCGGUUCACGACGGGCACCGACCUCAUCGUCGACGGCGGCUACUGCUGUCCCUAG